AUGCAGUCCAGCUUACUCAUCACCCUUCUCGUUGCUACUAGCGCGGUCUUCGCCUUGCCAGCCGGACAACACCAACCCAGCGAUUACGCUGCCUCAGACUACGACUCUGACUCCUAUGCCCCACCAGAAUCUUACUCUCCCCCAGCCCAACACCCUUCCUACGGUGGCAAGCCAUCUCAACCUUACCACCCAGCUCCUUAUCACCCAUCUCCCAGCAUCCCGUCCCGUGGUCGUCCCGGCCAAGGAUCCGGCAUUGGUGGCAUGUUCCCCGGCUUUGGCGUUAUGGGUAACGGCUUCGGCAUGAUGCCCGGCUUUGGCGGUUUCGGCGGCUUUGGCGGUCUCUUCGGCAUGAUCCCCGGCUUUGGGGUUAACGCCGGUUUUGGUGCUAACCUAGGAACUGGUUUCGGAGCCAACGUAGGGGUCAACGCUGGACUUGGUGGCGGACUCGGUGGAUUUGGUGGACUCGGCGCCAACGUAGGUGCCGACGCCACUCAUUGCCAAUCUACUGAUCCCCGUGAGGAUGCCGCACACCCCAAUGUUGCCUAUGACAGCAGUACGUUGACGAGAUUCUGA
Molecule: messenger RNA, 573 nt
Organism: Puccinia triticina
Lineage: Eukaryota; Fungi; Basidiomycota; Pucciniomycetes; Pucciniales; Pucciniaceae
Exons: 4
Coding region: 1-573 (190 amino acids)
Source: RefSeq, a predicted model, not a curated record